UUAUCCAAAAUCCGAAUGCCAGGAUCCUCCCUCUCAUUCUUUCUCUCUCUUCCUGUGUUUGUGCAGCACUCCAUUUCCUACGGUGCAUUGGGGAGAAAAAAAGGAAUUCCUUGUUUUGGUUCGCCGCGCCAGCACUCCAAAAUUUCUCAUUGAAUAAAGUUCCUCGAAUUUUGCCGCCGGUCUGAAUUCCACUUUUCCGGUGAUCGUCGGCCGCCCGAUGCUGGAGUUCACGACAAACUAUGUUGCAGGAUCAUGUCUGACAGAGUGGGUGUCGGUGGUGGCUGUAGCAUUCUGAGGACUGGUGGAGGGAAAUGAAGAGUGGCUCUUGAUCUUUUGCUCUUCUCUACUUGCCUUGGAUUGGGGGUAUGGGGAACAAACUGGUUAGGAAGAGGCAAAUUGUAGAUGAGAAGUAUACGCGGCCGCAGGGGUUGUAUCCGCUGGGCAGAGAUGUCGAUCACAAGAAGCUGAGGAAGCUUAUACUUGAGUCUAAGUUGGCUCCUUGCUACAUCGGCGAUGAAGAAGGCGGGCUUGAUCUUGAAGAAUGCCCCAUUUGCUUCCUGUAUUAUCCUAGUCUCAACCGAUCAAGAUGUUGUAUGAAAGGCAUAUGCACAGAGUGUUUUCUACAGAUGAAGCCACCACAUUCCACUCGUCCUACACAGUGUCCUUUCUGCAAAACUGCAAAUUAUGCAGUAGAAUAUCGUGGUUUCAAGACCAAGGAGGAGAAGGGCAAGGAACAAAUUGAGGAGCAAAGAGUUAUUGAAGCAAAAAUAAGGAUGAGACAACAGGAGCUUCUUGAAGAAGAAGAAAGAAUCCUUAAAAGGCAAGAGAGAAGUUUGAUCGCAGAGGAAACUGAAUGCGGGGAUGUUACAACCAGUAGGGAUGUUACAAUCAGUUCAAUUACAGUGACAACUCCGCCAUCUGUUAGAUCAUCUCGAAUGGAAGAAAUUUCACCAUCUCAAGAUUCAUUUUCUGUCCCUUUAAUCAGGCAACCUAUCCACACCACAAGACAGAACAGGGAUGAUGGAUUUGAUCUAGACCUAGAAGAUAUAAUGGUCAUGGAAGCAAUCUGGCGAUCCAUUCAGGAGGGUGAUGCUGGUCAACGGCCUGUGCCCUUUGAGGAACCUGCUUGUUCAAGACCUUCAAGUUCAGAAGUCCAAUGCACACCAUCUGGGUUUCCACAUAGAGAACCAUCUCCAUCUUCUGGACUAGCUUGUGCAAUUGCAGCUUUGGCUGAGAGGCAGCACAUGGAUACAGAACUAACUUCAGAUGACAGAUCCAAUGGGAUAGCAGGAUCGAGGAACAGCACAGUUUCAGAAGGUGAGGCAAGAACAAGCACAGGACAUCCUAUUCAAGAGAGCUGGAUUGAGGUGUCUCCAGAAAGUGGAAGGGCUUUGUCAAGAGAUGAUGCUGAGUGGAUGGUGGAUCAUGUAUCGGAGGUGGCAGAAGCUGGCACCAGCUAUGCAAGUAGCAGUGUGCAUUCUGUUUCCGAUGCUGCUAUUGACUGUUCACCAUCUAUGCCAGGCUUAGAUUUAGCUAGUGAUCCGUCUCCUUUGACACAUCAGGGUGGGGUUGUGCCCGAGAGUUUUGAGGAGCAGAUGAUGCUUGCAAUGGCCAUUUCUCUGGCUGAGGCCCGAGCUAGGCCAAGCUUGCAUGGUCCUUGGCACUUGAACAGUUGUUAGUAGCUUUAUGAACGAGAAGUUGUGCGGAUUUUUCUUGUUACAAAGAAGGAAAUAGGUGUAGAGUACCCUAAUGGGAAUGAAGAAAAACAGGUGGUCAGUGGCAACAUUGAUUCUAUUACAAAAAAAUCACUUGUUAUUUUUUUUUUCACUUUUUUCCUUAACUUUUCUGCCAGGAUAGGGUUUUCUGCAGGAAGAUGUAAAGCUAUAAGUGGUUCUUUCACAAUUUUGAUUCAAAUGACCUAUUUUACUGUUGUAUGUGCUCUUAUACUUCUCUAGUGGAAAAUGUUCUUUUCACUGCCUCUGUUCUCAGGUUCAACUGCAUGAGAGGUGGCCAAGCUUCCUCAUUUUGCCACGUUCCAUGUGUAAGUAGGGCUGGGAGAUGAGAUGAGCUGCGCUGCCCAUCACUUGCCUAGAAUUUGACUAAUCAAGAGCCUACUUGAAUUCAUGAAAUAGGGUCAGCAAGCUGAACAUGAAGAAACAGGAAUCCUACCGAGGCGAAACGACGGAGGUGGCCCCUACGGCGACUUGUGGUGAUGUAUGCUCAUCUAGAAAAUGUUCUUCUUGCCCCAUGGGUUGUUGCAAAUAUGUAAAUAUUGCAGUAAUUGUGUCGGUCGCGUUAUUGGUGCUUACGGAUAUUUUUUUUUUCUAUAUGUUCUUCUGUUUAUAGCAUAUGUUUCUAUGACUCUUAAAAACUCGUGUGGCUUCUAAGAAAUUGACGCCGUAGCUAA
This is a messenger RNA of Nymphaea colorata (pocket water lily), 2407 nucleotides long. Its product is annotated as E3 ubiquitin-protein ligase DA2L-like. Gene Ontology annotation, cellular component: cytoplasm. Lineage: Eukaryota; Viridiplantae; Streptophyta; Magnoliopsida; Nymphaeales; Nymphaeaceae. The transcript has 10 exons. The record is from RefSeq and is a predicted model, not a curated record. Bases 366 to 1679 code for a protein of 437 amino acids.